Messenger RNA from Fusarium sp. VM40, 1419 nucleotides. The record is from the annotation of a GenBank genome assembly. Lineage: Eukaryota; Fungi; Ascomycota; Sordariomycetes; Hypocreales; Nectriaceae.
AUGGCCACUGUCGGCACAAAUCGCCCCGGUGGCUACGACCACAACCACAACCACCACCACCAUCACCACGAAAAUCCCCUCCAAGCAGACGACGAGUUUUCUCUAAGACACAUGAUGGACACCGAACCCAACAACAGCCCUAGCAGUGGGAGGAGGGAUAUUCUCAGUGGUAGCAGCGCAAUACCUUCAUCAGGUGCUGGUAGCAACAACAACGGCCUAGUCGAUAUCACAGCGACGCAAAAGAUGGUGUCGGCCAUGUCGGGCAGUUUGUUGACUUCAUUACUUGUCACGCCCCUCGAUGUCGUCCGUGUGCGCCUCCAGUCGCAAAAAGCUCCCCGAUCGACCGUCGACUUCUCCAAACUCGCAAUCACCACCUCCUCCCUCUCCCCCGCCCAAACCGCCGAACUUGGUAUCACAUCCUGCUGUCGUGAAGUCUUCUUUUCAGGCGGCAAUGCCGAAAUCUGUCUCGCCGCGCCUAGAAUAGAUGGCAUCACUGCACCUCCCGCCCCCGCCGAAUGCGCCGUCGAAGAGGUCCAACGCCGCACCUUUAGCUCUACCUUUGACGGUCUGCGGAAGAUUGCCCGCAAUGAGGGCGUAGCAACGUUGUGGCGCGGCUUAUCGCCUACCCUCGUGAUGGCGGUUCCUUCCAACAUUAUCUACUUCACUGGUUACGAUUAUUUGCGAUUCAAUUCGAACAGUCCUUUUUCACGAUUUUCUGAUACAUCGGCACCCUUGACAGCUGGAUCUGCUGCCCGUAUUCUGGCUGCCACAGCCGUGAGCCCGAUCGAGCUCGUCAAAACAAGAAUGCAGGCCGCUCACGGAGCUUCGACGACAAACCAUCUCAUGGAGGCUUUCGAAAGUGUGAAGGACAUGGUGGGGUCAAACGGCUAUACUGCACUGUGGCGAGGACUGACAUUGACCCUCUGGCGUGAUGUUCCUUUCUCGGGUCUAUACUGGUGGGGAUACGAGUCGAUAAGAUCAAGAUUGACCGAGUACCGAGAGCAGCGUCAAGGCAGCUCUCUAUCGCUUGAAGAGGAUUUCGCAGAAGUAAGAAGAAAGUCACAGGCCCAGGAAAACCACACCGAAACAUUUGUGGACGCUUUUACAGCUGGUGCUCUGUCUGGAGCCUUCGCUUCCUUUGUCACGACGCCUUUCGACGUGGGCAAGACACGCACACAGAUCUACCAGGCUGGCAGUGCCAGCGCAGCCGCCAAGGCCCCCGAACAGCGCAGUAUGGUGCGUCUCCUGUGGCACAUCUUCAACACCGAGGGCGCUGCAGGUCUAUGGAAAGGAUGGAUCCCACGAACCCUCAAGGUUGCUCCGGCAUGUGCCAUCAUGAUCAGCAGCUAUGAGGUUGGCAAGCGAACAUUCCGCGGCGUCAACGAGCGACGUCUCAACAGCACGAACGAUCGCUUGUGA